AAGUUCUCAAGGGAAAUAGGCUGAAAGAUGGAUUCCAGUGGCCAAGAUGAAGUUGUUAAGCGAGCCCCAUCGGGCAACCCACCAUUCACUCUUGGUGACCUAAAAAAAGCCGUACCACCACACUGUUUCAAUCGAUCUCUCACCCGAUCUUUUUACUACCUUUUCCGUGACCUCUUCUUUAUCUCCUUGUUUUACUACGUUGCAGCCACCUACAUCAUCCCCCUUCAAGCCCCCUUAUCGUAUGUAGCCUGGCCGGUUUAUUGGUUCAUUCAAGGUUGUGUCCAGAUGGGUUUCUGGCUUCUUGGCCAUGAGUCGGGGCACCAGGGUUUUAGUGACUACAAAUGGGUAAAUGAAACCGUUGGUUACUUUAUACAUACUUCUAUGCUUUCUCCUUAUUUCUCUUGGAAAUACAGUCACCGUCGUCAUCAUUCCAACACUGCUUCAGUUGAGUACGAUGAAGCUUACCCCCCAAGAACAAAAUCUAGCCUUGGUUAUGCCGACACACUAUUCAACACCCCACCUGGCCGUCUUUUUAGGCUAGUGAUCUUAUGCGCCAUUGGCUUUCUAUUGUACGUUUGUUUCAAUGUUGCUGGCCGAAAGUAUGGUAGAUACACUAACCAUUUUGAUCCAAGGAGUCCUAUUUAUAGCGAGAGUGAGCGGCCCUAUGUAGUUUUAUCUGAUCUUGGUCUUCUUGUCAUGUACUAUGUGCUCUACAAAGUGGCAAUGGCACAAGGGUUGACAUGGCUAGUGCUGGUCUACUUUGCUCCUAUGGUUGUUGCUUACGCGAUUUUGGCGAUCAUCACUUGGUUAAACCACACUCACCCAUCACUGCCUCACUAUGAUUCCACUGAGUGGAACUGGUUGAGAGGAUCAUUGUCUACAGUGGAUAGAGAUAUGGGCUUUUUGAACACGAUUUCGCAUCACCUAUGCGAUGGACAUGUUGUUCACCAUAUGUUUAGUACCAUGCCUCAUUAUCAUUUUAAGGAGGCCACAAAAGCUAUUAAACCCAUCUUGGGUGAAUACUAUCAGUUCGAUGACACCCCAGUGAUCAAAGCAAUGUGGAGAGAAGCUACCAAGUGCUUUUAUGUUGAGCCUGAUGAAGGUGAUGACAAAAACAGAGGUGUCUAUUGGUUCGGCAAUAAGAUGUAAAAAAUUGUAAUGGCCCUUGUUUCGAUUUGUAUUAUCAAGCUGUUAAAUUUACUAAAUAAGAGGAUGUUUAGUGGGGCUUGAAGAUCAAGCCCCUCCCCUUAAUUAA
Molecule: messenger RNA, 1255 nt
Organism: Helianthus annuus (common sunflower)
Lineage: Eukaryota; Viridiplantae; Streptophyta; Magnoliopsida; Asterales; Asteraceae
Product: delta(12)-fatty-acid desaturase FAD2
Exons: 1
Coding region: 28-1149 (373 amino acids)
Biological process (GO): lipid metabolic process
Molecular function (GO): oxidoreductase activity
Source: RefSeq, a predicted model, not a curated record